GCUUGGUCUGCGCUCCACUCCAUUACGAUUUAAUCAGCCUACAUUUUUUUAAAUAUAUAUAUUAUCAACUGUUACUAAUGAUCCUCAGCAACAAGUACAUGGCCAUGCCGUCGUUUACAGAGGAAGCAAAUGAAGUGCCUCACAUCAACACAGGAUUAGGAUCAGCGUCUCUCUGUCUCCCAAUUCUCAAUUUAAGGAUGUAUGAAAACGCACCCGCCUUGGUGGCACCACAGAGGGUCUUGGGUGAUCGUAGGACAACUCAGGAGGAGAUGCUGGGCCAGACCAGGCAGGUGAUCCAGGGGAUGGAGGCCCUGAGACUAGAGCACCACUCUCUCCUGGAGGGCCUACUGGGGAGCCUGCACUGCCUGGAGGUGGAGGGGAGCCAGAACCACGAGGAGACCAGCCCUGCCCAGGAGAAGGCCAGGGCCAUCCGCCGCUCGCUGGACACCCUAGAGCUUGGGCUGGGCGAAGCGCAGGUCUUGCUGGCACUGUCGGCCCACCUUAGCAUGGUGGAGGCGGAGAAGCAGAAGCUGCGUGCUCAGGUGAGGCAGCUGUGCCAGGAGAACCAGUGGCUGCGGGACGAGCUGGCCAGGGCACAGUGGAGGCUGCAGGAGAGCGAGCAGAGUGUGGCGCAGCUGGAGGAGGAGAGGAAGCACCUGGAGUUCAUGAGCUGCCUCCGGCGAUAUGAUGACGACGGCGAUGACCUUUCGUCCCCCGAAGAGAUGGAUUCCAGCAAGGAGACACUUGAUGACCUCUUCCGCAAUGACGAAGAGGAGAACCAGGGCCAUGGCAUUCAGCAGCACAGUAGCAAUGUGGCGAUGGCUGCCGCCAACCAGGGUGGCUACGAGAUUCCAGACCGUCUGCGUACGCUCCACAACCUAGUGAUCCAGUACGCCUCGCAGGGUCGCUACGAGGUGGCCGUGCCUCUCUGCAAACAGGCCCUGGAGGACCUGGAGAAGACCUCCGGACAUGAGCACCCAGAUGUAGCCACCAUGCUUAACAUUCUGGCCCUAGUCUACAGGGACCAGAAUAAGUGCAAAGAGGCAGCAAACCUUCUCAACGACUCGCUAGCGGUACGGGAGAGGACCCUUGGCAGGGACCACCCGGCGGUGGCUGCUACACUCAACAACCUGGCUGUGCUUUAUGGGAAGAGUGGGAGGUACAAAGACGCCGAGCCACUGUGUAAACGAGCGCUGGAGAUUAGGGAGAAGAUACUGGGUAAGGAGCAUCCUGACGUGGCCAAGCAGCUGAACAACCUGGCCUUGCUGUGCCAGAACCAGGGGAAAUAUGGAGAGGUGGAGCAGCACUACCAACGGGCCCUGGACAUCUACCAGACUAGGCUUAGCCCCGACGACCCCAACAUGGCUAAAACCAAGAACAAGCUGGCCUCCUGUUACCUAAAGCAGGGGAAGUUUAAACAAGCAGAAGUGCUGUUCAAAGAUAUCCUAACCCAUGCCCACGAGAAGGCCAGUGGCUAUACAAAUGGGGAGGUCAAGUCCAUCUGGAUGCAGGCAGAGGAGAGGGAGGAACAGUGUGCUCCUCAGGGCAGACAGAGAGAAGGCCUGUCUAUAGGAGAUCAAGGUAGCUGGGACAGAACUCGCAAAGUGGACAGUGCCACCAUUACCAACACCCUGAGGAACUUGGGAGCCCUCUACAGGCGACAGGGCAAACUGAAGGCAGCAGAGACAGUGGAGGCGGCGGCCAUUCACACCCCUAAACAAAGCCAGAAGCGGUGUGUUCUAGCUGCCGAGGCCUCCAGCAACAGCACGGCCAUGGAUCACCAAUGCAGCAGUAGUGAGAGCCUGACCUCUGAGGUGAUCACAGUGAAGUACAACAGUGGCCUACAUGGGGGAGAGGAGGUCAGCCGCAGUCUGGAAUGGAAUGGGGAUGACCGUGGCUCCCUGAAGAGAAGCAGCUCCUUCAGUAAGCUGCGAGCCUCCAUCCGACGGAGCAGCGAGAAGCUCGUCCGCCGGCUGAAGGGGGACAAAAACCCUGGCUAACCAGUCCCAUGUCUGACUAGGCUUCACAGUUCACACCCUUGCCACAACAGAGGGCGGGGCAGUGGGCAUGUAUGGGGCACCAAGGCCCAGGCCUCAAUUUAACAAUGCCUAACCCCUAACCCCCAGGCACUUGUAGAUCUGAAAGCAUUGGAUAGGUAUAAACAAUAUACAAGCUAGUGGGGAAAAAAGCAGGGCCAUAUUACUAAAUGCAAUACUUUCUGAAAUACAGUCAUUAUGCGCCUAGGCUGUGGUUGUUUCAAACAGAACCCCAUUGUCUUACAUCAGAUAGCAUAAUUUGUGUUUGCACUGAUCGGUAGAGGGACUAACAGUCGAAGAAGUAGGAGUGGCGCCACCUGUUGAAAGACAAUGACUGAAUCCUAGCCCUUAGCUCCCAUUUGUUGGUACUCUUUUGAUUCCCUUUCAACAUGACUGGACUGAACAACGCUGUAGAUGGAACGCUUGGCCAUUACCGUCCCAACCCUAAAGCCUUGUGAGAUUCUGAUACAGUACCAUCACCUUAUUCUAUGCCAGCCAUAUUUGCACCACCUGGGUAUUGGUAAUGUAAUGGUAGCUCAAGCUUGUUUGCUUUUCUAGUCCUUCCCUAUCAUAAAGUACCCAUUGGCAGAAGCUAUAGUAGGGAUGGCUUCAAACUAUUGAGAUGCGCCCUUUGAUUGUGUAGCAAAUGGGAGAACUGUAAAACUCACUCCUUAACCUGAAGUGUCACUCCUUGCGCCAUUGGAAAAGUCCUUUUCAAUAGUGCCACGGGUUAGAACACUUCAGGAGGGAGGUCACGUGUGUUUGCGGGGCAGAGGUCCUGAGUUGGAAGUCUCGAUAUGAGUCGAUCAAGGGGAAGCGGUACUCGCUAAGCAAGCAGCGUGACGUCCUUUAUAUAUGUCGUAGACAUGACUUGGCUCAAGCUACUGACAUUCUCAACCCCUUCAUUUACGUUUCAUUUAAUGUCUUGUUUAUAUGUGAACAUUUCUCUGUAAAAACUGUAGAAAAGUAGAGAAUUUCACAUCGUAGUUGCAUUUAAAUAUAAACACAGAGUAUACCAAACAUUAGGAACAACUUCCUAAUAUUGAGUUGCACCCCCCUUUUGCCCUCAGAACAGCCUCAGUUUGUCUGGGCAUGGACUAUACAAGGUGUCGAAAGCGUUCCACAGGGAUGCUGGCCCAUGUUGACUCCCAUGCUUCACACAGUUGUGUCAAGUUGGCUGGAUGUCCUUUGGGUGGUGGACCAUUCUUGAUACAUACGGGAAACUGUUGAGCGUGAAAAAACCCAGCAGUGUUGCAGUUCUUGACACAAACCGGUGCACUUGGCACCUACUACCAUACCCCGUUUAAACAAACUUAAAUCUUUUGUCUUGCCAAUUCACCCUCUGAAUGGCACACAUACACAAUCCAUGUCCCUAUUGUCUCAAGGCUUAAAAUAUUUCUUUAACUGGUUUCCUCCCCUUCAUCUACACUGAUUGAAGUGGAUUUAACAAGUGACAUCAAUAAGGGAUCAUAGUUUUCACAUGGAUUUACCUGGUCAGUCUGUCAUGGAGAGAUCAAAUCAAUCACGUUCACAGAUAUCUCAUUCAAGGUAAACGCUGCAGAUGUGAGCUCAAUUGGAAUCAACCGUUAAGCGUCAAGCAGGCGGUAAUGCUUAAGAUUGAAACCUGGCCUUAAAGGAAAAAUCCACUGAAAAACUAUAUUUUGGUAUUUUUUUAAUUAGUCCACUGUUAAUACAGUCCCAAAAUGUUUUGCAUGUCAGCAGUCAAGUUUUUUGGACUAACUCAGGGCACACAGGUCAAAGAGGUGUGCCCAAUCACAAGAAUGUUUGAGGGUUUUAUUUUAAGAAACCUAAUGCAAAUGGUAAAUCUAAGUGCUGGCAUAGUGCUAUAGGUCCAGGGGUGUGUCAGAAAUAUUUGAGCUAUUUUCACAGCAGUUAUGAACACAAUAGUUGGCAGAAGGCCGAAAGGGCUGGGUUUUGAUAAAUAAACAGGUUUUAGGUGUAAUGUGGGCUUAGCGGCUCACUGGCCAAUCAAGGCAUUCCAUGGCUUAAUACCUCAUGCAUUUUUCGCAAAUUCUGUAUAUUAUUGCGUUGUCAUCAACUCCAAUUCGGCUAGGGGCACAGAAUAUUCUCAUCCUAGUCCAUUGUGGAUUGAUACUACAGUUUAUUAAAUAGCAUAGGCAACAGUAACUAGUGAUAGCAACAGUAUUAAAAAAAAUCCACUGUUUGCUCAAUAUCUUUGGAGUGUUGACAGUCAAGAUUGUUGUAAUUAGCUUCAAUGAGUAUAGGCCUUUAUGCAUCGCACUUAUCCGCAAAUAAAAAAUAAUAGUCUCCCGUAAAUUGUAUUGUAUGUGUGAGGCAUGUUCUCAAUAAACAAGAUAUAGCCUUGG
This is a messenger RNA of Oncorhynchus kisutch (coho salmon), 4384 nucleotides long. Its product is annotated as kinesin light chain 1. The coding region runs from base 78 to 2000 and encodes 640 amino acids. The transcript is spliced from 15 exons. Gene Ontology annotation, molecular function: kinesin binding. Lineage: Eukaryota; Metazoa; Chordata; Actinopteri; Salmoniformes; Salmonidae. Gene Ontology annotation, biological process: microtubule-based movement. Gene Ontology annotation, cellular component: kinesin complex; cytoplasm. The record is from RefSeq and is a predicted model, not a curated record.